AUGGCCAGCGCGAAGAUUGCUACGCUUGCUAUCCGAACAAUCGCCAAGCCAAUAAGCAACAUGAUCAAAAAGCAAGCGCAAGAGCACCCCACCUUCCGCGGGAUAUGUAUAUCUCUGGCCCAAGCCAUGUACAGGAGCGAGGUCCGACUGCGAGCUAACUUGCUAGGCGAGAAUCCGAAGCACACCAAACCGUUGAGUGAGGCAAAAGCGAUUUCGAAUGGUGCCAAUACACUUGCCGAAGGAUUCCUAUUCGCUGUGGCCGCAGGGUUAAUCCUGGCAGAGAGCUGGCGCAGCUCACGUAACCAGGCUAAGCGGAGGGACAAAGUGGAUGAUCAUUUGGACGAGCUUAGCGGUCGAAUUUCGGAGGUGCAGAAGCAGCUAGAAGAGAAGAAUAGUAGAGAGGACGCGAGAUGGAAGGAGGAGACGCUCCGGAACGACGAGCUGGCAAGGGUACUUUCCCAGAUCCUCGACCUGGGUCUGCGAGGGGGUUGGAUCGAGAUGAGCGACAGCGUGCCGGUGCAGCGCCCGCCGCCUCUUCAGAUAGCUUCCUCAAUACGAGAUCAUCUACGAGACGCAGAGGAGAGCGGGAAUCCUGUGCGGUGGGAUGUACCCACGCCGGAGGAGAAUCCCUCUGGGCUGGGGAGCCUGUCGUCCCCUGUAGAUCGAGGACAGACGUAA
Dacryopinax primogenitus is the source of this 678-nucleotide messenger RNA. RefSeq names its product OPA3-domain-containing protein. The transcript is spliced from 6 exons. Gene Ontology annotation, biological process: regulation of lipid metabolic process. Gene Ontology annotation, cellular component: mitochondrion. Lineage: Eukaryota; Fungi; Basidiomycota; Dacrymycetes; Dacrymycetales; Dacrymycetaceae. The record is from RefSeq and is a predicted model, not a curated record. The coding region runs from base 1 to 678 and encodes 225 amino acids.